Molecule: messenger RNA, 3218 nt
Organism: Helicoverpa zea (corn earworm)
Lineage: Eukaryota; Metazoa; Arthropoda; Insecta; Lepidoptera; Noctuidae
Gene: hh
Product: indian hedgehog protein
Exons: 4
Coding region: 129-1418 (429 amino acids)
Biological process (GO): cell fate specification; regulation of gene expression; cell-cell signaling
Molecular function (GO): calcium ion binding; patched binding
Source: RefSeq, a predicted model, not a curated record
CGCAAGAGGGGUACUGUUAAUGAAUAGACAUGUGACAAUCGGAUUUCCCUCGGCGGCCGAGGCAAAGGCUCGCUGUGAAUGCAGCGCGCUGCGGGUAGCGGCGCGGCGCGCUCGGUGGUGGUGGCGGCAUGGGCGGCGAGCAAGGGAUGCAGGCCGGGCUCGGUGGUGCACGCCGAUCGGAUCGGGCUGCGGCAGCCGGCUCUCAGUGUCGCUCAGAUCGCGGCGCGCGUUGGUCGUGCGUCGAGCGCGUGUGGAGUGAUGUCUGCGAGAUGAGGCUGUCGCUGGUGCUACUGUGGCUGGGCGCGGCGGCGGCAUGCGGCCCGAGCCGCGGCUAUACCCGCCGUCAGGGCUCGCGCCGCAUCACACCCCUGGUCUUCGGCCAGCACGACCCUAACAUUAGUGAAAACAAGAAUACCGCCAGUGGACCUCCUGAGGGUCGCAUCACCAGAGACGACGAUAGGUUCAAAGACUUAGUGCCGAAUUAUAAUCCGGAUAUCGACUUCAGGGAUGACGAGGGUACGGGUGCUGAUCGCCUUAUGACACAGAGAUGCAAGGAGAAGCUGAACACGCUGGCGAUCAGCGUGAUGAACCAGUGGCCGGGCGUGCGACUGCGCGUCAUCGAGGGCUGGGACGAGGAGAACUCGCACCUGGAGCACUCGCUGCACUACGAGGGCCGCGCCGUCGACCUCACCACCAGCGACCGCGACCGCUCCAAGUACGGCAUGCUGGCGCGCCUCGCCGUCGAGGCAGGCUUCGACUGGGUCUUCUACGAGAGCCGGUCUUACAUACACUGCUCUGUCAAAACAGAGUCAUCAGUCGGAACGGGCGCCGGUUGCUUCCCUGAGGGAGCCAUGGUGUAUACAGAGCAAGGUCCCCGCGAUAUCUCUACGUUACGCAGAGGAGACAAAGUGCUGGCAGCUUCUGACAACGGCAAAAUGGUGUAUUCCGAGGUGUUGACAUUCAUUGACCGCGAUCCGAAUGCAACACGACAAUUCAUCGAAGUGACAGCAGAGAAUGGUGUGACGAUAACCACGACACCGUCACAUCUGCUGCUGCUCGCAGCCGCCGACGGGUGGCGGGAGUCCUUCGCCUCCAACGUCGAGGUUGGCGACGUGCUUCUCACGAGAGGACCGGCCGACGUGAUGCGACCGUCCAGGGUCGUGAGCACCCGAAUGCUGUCGAAGCGCGGCGUAUACGCGCCUCUGACGAGAACGGGGACCAUCAUAGUGGACGAUGUGCUAGCAUCGUGCUACGCGCUGGUCCGGAGCCACUCGCUGGCGCACGCGGCGAUGGCGCCGCUGCGGUGGAUGGCGCGGUGGGGCGGCUCCAGCGAGCUGCCGCGCGGCGUGCACUGGUACGCCAACGUGCUGUACUCGGUCGGGGACUUCGUGCUGCCGUCCUCCUACCGGUACCGCUAGCGCCGCGAGUGACUGACUCUGAGUGGUCGUGUGAGUAGAUACCGCGCGCGGGACGUGCACUAAGACACUGUUGUAAAUAUCCGUCGUGUAAAUAGUAGAGUGAGUAUGACAGACUAUGUUAUGUAAAUACUUAGGUCGCGAACAUUAAAAUGUUUAAUAUUAUAUAAUAUGCUCGUCGUUAACGAGCUUUACUUACCCUCAUUGGAAUUUAUUUAUUAAGUAAUUUUAGGAACUUAUUGCAAAUUUUGCAUAUUAUUUAGUUAACUUACGAAUAUUUUUUGUAAAUUGUAUCGGUAUUGUUAUUCUGCACAAUGCAGAAAUACUUAAAUGUAUGCGCUUAUGUUAUUUUAAGUUACUGUAUAAAGAUUAUGAAUAAAAUGAAUUCACUUCUUUAGCAAAUCCGAAGAAUAAUAUUCUGUCUGUAAAUCAAAUGUUUUGAUUGCAACAGUGCACAGUGUUCGUAUAUUCGGUACGAGUUCAGCUGUAACCAGACAUUCCAUAACUCUAAUCCUGUCGACUUACACACGUUAAAAUUAUGAAAUUGUGAUCUUGGUACCUAAAAACGUGCCUUAAGAUUUUUUAUUUAUUGUUAUUUAUAAGCUAGGUGUCUAUUUAUGAAUUGACGAAAGUAUUUAGGUCUAACUUAUUCUAUUAUGUCCGAUAUCUUCUCUACUUCUAAGUGCUUUAACUAUUUAUUUAAUACUCUCAUUCUUCCUAGUUUGUUGUCAAUGUUUCCUGAAACUCGUUUUUAUCUUUCUAACAAUGCAUGAGUAUUCUCAGUAUUUGACUUGUUUGAAAAUACUAAUAAUAGACGUGUAUGAAGUACCUACUGUAGUAUCGGUGGACACUAACCUUAGUUAGUCGAUGUCUCGUCACCACUAACGGCGACUAUUAUAGAUCAUUUGUUAGAUCUUGAACUGAAGUAUGGGUUCCUAUAGAUUGAAUUUAGUGGAAUGUUGUAAGACUUGUGAGUGCAACGAUAAUUUUAGAAAUAAUUUCUAGGACAAAAUUGUAUGAAAUAUUUAUUAUACAUUCACAUGAUAAUUGCUAAAUGGUUGAUGUCAGCGACAAGCGUUAAUUAAAACUCUAUAUAAUAAAAUAGUGAUUAGUGCUUAUGUAGACGAUACUAACAAAUUUGAUAGGUACAUACAUAAAUCGGAAAGCUUUAACUAAUAUUUGGACAAUACAUUUAUGCCAUAUUAAUAUUACUUAGUUUAAAAAACUAAAUGCUCUACAGUAGAUGUUACAGUACAGCCCUUUCAGUGUACAUCGAUGAAGAGUUUUAUUUAUAAUUUGAUAUCAUAAUAUGUUGACAGUCACUGUGGCAUAUAGUAGGUUUGUAAACAUUUUAGAACUUUAAAUAUGACUUGGCUUUUUUACAUUAUUUUCUCUUUACUCAAAUACAUUAUGUGAUCGUCAUCGAGUUAGCACCCAUUUCCGUCACAUGAGUAUUUGUUCAUUUGAUUUACUAUGACACCCUCAUGAAGUUUGUGUUUCGAGUUUAAAGCUUAGCAAUAUUUGCAUAGUUCCAAUAAAUAUAAUUACAAUGCAAAAUGUAAAGUACAGUCACUGUUUAAGUUAUUUUGACGUCAGAUUUAAGUUUUCACAUUUUUACCCAGUCAUUGGAAUCUUGUUUGUCAAACACGGUUACAACUAGUCAUGGCUGGUGCGUCAUUCAAUCCAAACUAAUAUUAUAAAUGCGAAAGUAACUCUGUCUGUCUGUCUGUCUGUCUGUCUGUCUGUCUGUCUUUUCUUCACGCCUAAACUACUGAACCGAUUUGUGUGAAAUUUGGUACAGAC